ACGAUAAUAUUAUACUACUACAUAAUAUUAUAACAAUAAUAUAAUUAGUGUGACUGUGUGAUUCAUAUAAUUGAAAAAGAAAAGAAAAUAAUGGCCGACACCGCAGUAGCAUCGGAGACACCCGCGCCGGCGACGCCCGCCAAGAAGGCACCGAAAGCGGCAGCGGCCGCCAAGAAACCCAAGGCGAGACCGACGCACCCCAAGACCUCCGAAAUGGUGAACAGCGCGAUCAAGGAGCUCAAGGAGAGGAGCGGAUCGUCCCUGCAGGCGAUCAAGAAGUACAUCGCCUCGAAUUAUAGCCUCGACGCCGAGAGGUUGGCGCCGUUCAUAAGAAAGUAUCUCAAGCGUGCCGUCGCCUCCGGCACCCUGAUUCAGACGAAGGGCAAGGGCGCAUCGGGCUCGUUCAAGAUAGACAGCAAGUCUGGUACCGGCGGCGCCGCUAAGAAGGCGACGGCCGCCUCCGCGUCCUCCGGCGGCAGGGGCUCCGGCGCGGCGGCGUCCUCCGCGGCCAAAUCGGCGAAGAAGCCGAGCGCACCCGCCAAGAAGACCGCCGCGAGCGCCGGCGCCAGGAGCAAGAAGGCCGCCGCCGCCGCGUCGGCAUCGGCCGCCGGGUCCGCCUCCCCGGCCAAAGCGGGCGGCAGGGGCGUCGCCGCCAAAGACAAGAAGGCGGCGGCUGCGGCCAAGAGGAAGCCGGUCGCUGCGGCCGCACCGAAGAAGGGUCGCGCCGCCGCCGCCGCCGCGGCGUCCGGCAAGGGCGCGUCGAGCAACGCGGCCGCGUCCAAGGCGAAGAGGAGCGCGAAGCCACCGACCAAGAAACCUAAGGCCCCCAAACCGAAGAAGGCCGCCGCCGCCGCGCCCAAAUCGAAGGCCGCCACCACCGCGAAAAAGGCGUCGGCCGCUUCCAAGAAGUGAACGCGACCAUCCACGUUCAAUAAGCACGAGCCGCCGCACCGUGUUCGCGUACGCUGACCACCGAGUAGCGGGAGCGGAAGGAGGGUCACCGGCCACCGGACCAGCGACGAGCGCAUCGCAAGUGGUCGGUUGUGUCGAUGUCGUAUAUUAUUAUUGUAAUAAUAGACGCACGCACAAACACGCCACACAAAAAGCCCUUUUCAGGGCUAACAUAUGUUUCAAUGAUGGGCUGCCGUUGAGCCGUCGAGAGUAUCAAACGAAUAAACGCACAAAAAAAUAU
This is a messenger RNA of Pieris rapae (cabbage white), 1192 nucleotides long. RefSeq names its product late histone H1. Lineage: Eukaryota; Metazoa; Arthropoda; Insecta; Lepidoptera; Pieridae. Bases 91 to 912 code for a protein of 273 amino acids. Gene Ontology annotation, molecular function: nucleosomal DNA binding; structural constituent of chromatin; double-stranded DNA binding. Gene Ontology annotation, biological process: nucleosome assembly; chromosome condensation; negative regulation of DNA recombination. Gene Ontology annotation, cellular component: nucleus; nucleosome. The transcript has a single exon. The record is from RefSeq and is a predicted model, not a curated record.